Messenger RNA from Condylostylus longicornis, 10892 nucleotides. RefSeq names its product protein furry (gene fry). The transcript has 36 exons. Gene Ontology annotation, biological process: cell morphogenesis; neuron projection development. Gene Ontology annotation, cellular component: site of polarized growth; cell cortex. The record is from RefSeq and is a predicted model, not a curated record. Lineage: Eukaryota; Metazoa; Arthropoda; Insecta; Diptera; Dolichopodidae. Bases 478 to 10611 code for a protein of 3377 amino acids.
GAAAAAAUAUUAUGAAAAGAAAGCAAAAUAAAAAACAAACAUAUAAAAUUUAUAAUAAAAUUAAAUAAACUAUAAAAUUCAAUAAUAAUAAUUAAUGCUAAUUGGCUAGGAAAAAUGAUUCAAGGUUAAAAAUAUCUUCAGUUGAAGUUCAAGUUUUGUCGCACGUCGGGGCCUCAUGAAAUAUGGAAAAAAUAAGAAAAUCUUUGUACAAAAAUUAUUAAAAAAUUUUUAUUAUUUUUAAAUAUUAAUUUUGUUUUUUUUUUUUUGUUUUUUUGUGCACUUAUAAAUUUUUAGUUCAGUGAUCUUUAAGAAGAGUAGUAUUAAACCGGAAAAGAUUUUUUAUUAAAUAUAGAAAAAAGAUUAAAAUUAAAAUAAAAGAAUUUAUUUUUUGAAAAGAACUAAAAGAGAAAAUUUUGUUAAAAAAAAAAAAUAUAACAGUAAAAAGUAUAACAGUAAAAAUAUAAUUUAAAUAUUUUAAUGUUAUGGAAUUUUCAAGGAUUUAGAAGAUGGAAAGAUUCAAGCCAACCAAAUGAAUUGCAUGCAUCCGGCUCUAAUUUACCUGCAACCUUGUUGCAAUUAGAUGAAAAUCAACAAGUUCCCUUAAAUGACAACCAACAGGUAUUACAACCUUUAAGUAAUCGUAAUUCAGUACUUAAUGAUCAGUUAGCUAAUACACCAAAAGUAUUUGCAAAAAAUACCAAUGUUGGAUCUAUACAACCACCAAAAACAAUUAACACCAAUUCCGAAGCAAUUUACAAUGAUUUCCAAGCUAAUGCCAAUAAUAUAGGUUCUGAUGCUUCUAGAUUAGUUGUUCAAAAUUCCAGUAGACAGGCCCUGUUACCCUGGGGUAUACCAUCUAGAACAUCUAUAGUAGAUUUACAAACGAGUGGCGACAUGGGUCUAAGACCAGGUGAAAUUGUUAUGCGAAAUCUCUUUAGUGAUUUUACUCAACAAGCUGAAAAGAAAAUUGAAUCAGUUAUGAUAGAAAGUGCUGAUAAAAACUUAGCAAAAUUAUUACAACGUGGUGAAGAUCCACAAUUCGAUCAGUUGAUUUGCGCUUUUGGAUCAAUGUCAGAACAUUGUCUGCCGUCAUUACUUCAUACACUGCUUGCCUGGCAUAGACGACAAUUAUCCGACACCGAAAUUAAAAAUGAUCUAAAGAGGGUCGAAAAAAUUUCACCAAAACCAAAUAAUAUUGAUUUAGAUUUUCAGUUGCAAAGACGUGAAGCCGCUGUGGAAUUCAUUUUUUGUUUAGCGCUAAUAGAAAUUCUUAAACAGCUUCCAUUUCAUCCAGGUCAUGAGGAUUUAAUAAAAAAUAUCGAAAAUUUAGCUUUUAAACAUUUUAAAUAUAAAGAAGGACUACAAAAUAAUCCAAACGCUCAUAAUAUACAUAUGAUAGCUGAUUUGUAUGCUGAGGUUAUAGGAGUCUUAGCACAAAGUCGUUUUUCAUCCGUAAGAAAGCGAUUUAUGAGCGAAUUAAAGGAUCUUAGAGCAAAGGAAUCAAGUCCUACUACAACACAAAGUAUUAUUAGUUUAUUAAUGGGAAUGAAAUUUUUCCGUGUUAAAAUGGUGCCAAUCGAAGAAUUUGAAGCGUCAUUUCAAUUUAUGCAUGAAUGUGCACAGUAUUUUUUAGAAGUAAAAGAUAAGGACAUUAAACAUGCUCUAGCUGGCUUGUUUGUCGAAAUUUUAGUACCCGUAGCCGCAGCAGUAAAAAAUGAAGUAAAUGUACCAUGUGUUAAAAAUUUCGUGGAUCUCUUAUACGUACAAACUUUGGAUGCUUCAACCAAAUCUAAGCAUCGUUUGGCAUUGUUUCCACUCGUUACGUGCUUGUUGUGUGUCUCACAGAAAAAUUUUUUCUUAAGUAAUUGGCAUUGUUUCUUAGCUAUGUGUUUAAGUAAUUUAAAAAAUCGUGAUCCAAAAAUGAGCCGUGUAGCUUUAGAAUCACUUUAUCGCUUACUUUGGGUUUACAUGAUUAGGAUUAAAUGUGAAUCGAAUUCAGCUACUCAUUCAAGAUUGCAAAGCAUUGUAAAUUCUUUAUUUCCAAAAGGUUCAAAAGGUGUUAUUCCACGUGAUACACCAUUAAAUAUUUUUGUCAAAAUAAUUCAAUUUAUUGCACAAGAAAGAUUGGAUUUUGCAAUGCGUGAAAUUGUAUAUGAUUUACUAUGCGUUGGACGCUCAAUUAAGAUUAUUAUGACACCGGAAAGAAUGAGUAUUGGAUUAAGAGCAUUUCUUGUAGUAGCGGAUUCUUUACAACAAAAAGAUGGCGAACCACCUAUGCCGAGAACUGUAGGUGUUUUACCAUCGGGAAAUACGCUUCGGGUAAAGAAAACUUAUUUAAACAAAAUGUUAACCGAUGACACAGCACGCAGCAUAGGCAUGUCAACUUAUUUUCCACAUGUGCGAAGGGUUUUUGUUGAUAUCUUAAGAGCUCUUGAUGUUCACUAUGGACGUCCGCUAAUGAUGACAAAUACGCAAAAUCAAAAUAAAGAGCCUGAUGAAAUGCUAACAGGUGAACGGAAACCUCGUAUAGAUUUAUUUAGAACAUGUGUUGCGGCUGUGCCCCGUUUAAUUCCGGAUACUAUGACAUCUCAAGAAUUGGUUGAUAUGUUAUCUCGACUCACUGUUCAUAUGGAUGAAGAGCUUCGCAUGUUAACACAUCAAUCUUUACAAACUUUGGUUAUCGAUUUUCCAGACUGGCGGCAAGAUAUUAUACAUGGAUAUGUACAAUUCCUUGUCAGAGACGUUACUGACACUUUCCCUCAGUUAUUGGAAAAUUGUACCAGAGUACUUUUAGUAUUUUUAAAUACUUGGAGAUCAUCAGUAACAAACUUAAAUACAACAAUUGGAAGCAAUACUGGUUCUACGAAGACUGUAAUUUUCACACAAAAUAUGAAUGGCGUAAAUACUAACAAUAACGGACCAAAUAAUAUAGGACCUGGUGGUAAAGAUAAUUCAGUUCCUCAGCAAACAUCAUCAAAUCAAACAUCCCAAAUAAUACAGAAACCGUCCAUUUCAAAUACUACAUCUAGUGGUAGCUCAAGUGUAAAUUCAAGCGGUGUAUCAAGUAUGACACAAACAACAGUUAUCAAUGCUACUGAAACAACAUGCGGCAAUAAAAAAAAUGAAAUCCCUUUGAUUACGACUUUGCAUUACGUAGAAGGCUUUGCUUUAGUACAACUUUGUAAUUCUAAACCAUUUUUAAGAAAACUAGCUGUAAUGAUUUUAAAAGAAGUAAAAAUGCUAAUGAGAGCUUUAGGUAUACCCGAAACAGAACCACCUUUAUUAGAUGCCAUUGAUAAAUGUUUGCCACAAGUUUUGGAAAAGUGUAUACCACAUCUACCUCAAACAGAGAAAAUUGCAAUAAUGAAUGCCACAACAGUUGAUUUGCAAUGGAUUACAGAAAGAUCUAGUGGAGUAUGGGCCUCUGGAUAUACAGAUGAUUCUUCAAAAUCUUCUACCUCAACAUUGAAUUUAUCACAAUCAAGUAGUCCACAGCAACAACAAGUUGAUCCUUGGUCAGUAUUAUUAUUCGGUUUCAUGGAACGGCAAAAUAUUUUACAACAUUGUCCCUCUGCUGUAGCACAAGCAUGGCCUAUUUGUUAUGCUCGGCUCACCACAUUAUUUAAUGUUAUUGAUCCUACUCCUGUUAGCGAUAAUCGUGCUUCACUUUUACGUAGUUCAGCACCAACAAAAAAAUUACCAACAGAAAGUCAAAAAGAUUUAUAUUUGAAAUUAUGGCGUAAUCAAGUUGCAUUAGCAAUGAGAGUUGUACCACAAAUACCAAGUGUAGCAGUACGUUGUGCUUCACCAGAUUUGAGUUUAAGUUUACAAGAUCAAUCGGAUACACGUUCCUUGUCUGAUUCAUUGGACAACAUUCCAUCCAAUGUAUUUGGUCCAGAAGGAAUUGUAACAAGAUUUACAUUGCCGUUAUCCUAUGGUAGAAAAGAAGCACGUCAAAAAAGACUUGGUUCAUCACCGGACUCAUUAAAUGCUGAUCGUAGUGAUAAAUCUGCAAUGGGUUCAGCAUCACCUGUAGCAUUAUAUAAAUUAAUUGUUAAUCUUUUAAGAUGUGAAGUAAAUGAUGUACGUGAUGCAGCUGUAAAUGCUUUAGGAAUGAUAAAUCAUGACGCUUUAAAGGAUCUAAUGGAGGAAUUAGUUGUAUAUAUUAGAGAGGCUGUGGAUAGAAAACAAGAGAAUAUGAGAAGAAGAAGGAGACGUGAUGCAUUACGAUUACAGUUGGUUCGUGUAUUAGAAAAAAUUGCUGAAAAUGGUACAUUUGGUGUUAGUACAUGUGUUCUUGAGCGUGAUACAAUGUCUUUACAUCCAACUUUUGUUGAAUAUAUUGAAGGUGCUCGAUUAUAUUUAGAAGCUGAAACUGAUAAAGAUAAUGCAAAUAUACGAGAAGUUAAAACACAUUUUUGUAAUUUUAUAAGAAAAAUGAUAAAAAAUUUUUCACUUGAAUCCUGUGUUACAUUAUUAUCUCGUGAUAUAAAACGAAAUCUAUUUAAUUUAUUUGCAACAUGGAGUGGAAAUUUUUCUAAACCUUUAGGAAUAUCAUCACAAAUCGGUAAUACAACUGAAGAAGAAAAAUUACAAUUUAGUGCUUUACAAGCAAUGUCGGCACUUCUAUGUUGUGGUCCUAUAUUUAAUUCAAAUCAUUUAUCUGAGGACGGUAUCAUUUAUAAAUGGUUAGACUUAUUAUUAACAUCAAGAGAAGAAAAAAUUUAUCAAUUGGCUCGUGAUACAGUUGUAGUAUUAUUGGAAUCCAAUCCUGAUAUUGGUCAAUUAUUAGAAUGGGUUAUUGAUAGAUGUUACACAUCUGUGCCACGCGAAGCUGAUGCAUGUUUUCUUUCAUUAGCAUCAAUAUUUAGUGCAAGGGAAUAUCCAUGUGAUCAUUAUACAUCAGUUAUAAAUGUAACAUUAUUAAUGACAGGCUGUCCUAGAGUUGAAAUACAUUCAACUGCUUUACAAUUAUUACAAAUAUUGGAUAAAAGAUUUUUUGGUGCUGUGGGUCCAUUAAACAUUGAAAAUGAAAAAGAAGAUGAAAAAGCUGGUACUUUAGAUGCUUUACUUAGUAAUGCAUAUUGUCGAUCUCAAAGAUUUUUAUCAAAAACUAUUGCCCAAUUAAGACCAGAAUUAACAAUGUCUAUGUUCUCUGAAAUCACUUAUCGUUUACAAACUUCCCGUGAUGAAGUACGUUCGUUAUUAUUACAAUGCCUUUUACCAUGGUUAGAAAAUAUGGAAUUGAUAGCAACUAGUGUUCCACCAGCAACACCUUUAUCGUACAUAAUGUAUUUUCCGGAUUCUGGAACAAGAGGCAGACGUGAAGGAUCUGGUUCAACUGAAGCUACAGAAAUGAUUUUAAAUAAUUUAUUCUACAUAACAGCAAAAUUCGCCGACUCCCAUCCUCGUGAUAUUGAAGAGCUUUGGGGAACAUUAUGUCAAUUUUGGCCAAAUAAUUUAAAAGUAAUCUUACGAUAUUUGGUUAUUAUGUCUGGAAUGGCACCAAAUGAACUUUUACCUUAUGCAAAACGUGUUGCUCUCUAUUUAGCAAGAACAUGUCCAGACCGUUUAUUAGAUGAAUUAAUGACAGAAUUGCAAACGGUUGAAACAUUAAAUUGUUUAAUUGAACGUACUGAAACCCCACCAUUUUAUAGAUUAACUAGUAUGAGAAAAGCUUCAAGUCAUUCUGAUGGUCAAACAGCUGGUGGUAUUAAUGAUUCAAGAAUACAAGAUUUAACUGUUGAAAAAGGAACGAUACAUACAAAACGUCAUAGUGGUGAAGAUCCUAUUAAAACUGGUACAUGUAAAUCAGACAGUGGUAUUAGAGCAUUUUCUCAGGGAACAAGACCACCUCGUGGUUGUGAAAAAAUACGAGCAGCAUCCGGACCAACAAUUUUACCAAGACCAGAAGAUAUCCUAAUAAAUGAUCAAGAUAUGCAACAAGAAGAAAAUGUUGAAUUGCGUUCCGAUCCUCCAUUAGCCCCACAUCCAUUACCAAUGCCAGAAUAUGGUGGUUUUUUUGCACCAUUAACAGAAUUCUUGCCAGAUGUUAGUUUGCCAAUAAGCGGAUUUCAUAGAUGUAACGUUGCUGUGAUGUUAUUAACUGACAUUGUUGUCGAUGGUAUACCAGGAAUUGAUUGGACAUUGCAUUUACCUCUUAUGCUUCACAUAAUGUUCUUAGGCUUAGAUCAUAAUAGAAUUAUUGUUAGAGAUCAUUGCAAGCAACUUUGUUUGAAUCUCUUGAUGGUUUUGGCCGAACAUAAUGACCAUUUAAUUGUAGCAAGGAUAUUAUUAAAUAGCGAUACAGCUAAGUUAAAUUUAGGAUUAUCAAUACCACCUCUACCUGUAAUCAGCAAUGUUUUUACUGAGCCUAGCCAAGAAUUUGACAGUUAUUUAUUUGGGGCACCAAAUAAUAAUUUGUCUACUACUACAUUACAACCACCGCAACAACAACAAGUUCAACAAACACAACAGCAAUCAACACAGCAACAUCAACUGCAACCACAACAAAAUCAGCAACAGCAAAUACAAAACCAGCCUCAGUUGAGUAUCACUUCGCCUGUUCCAACAAAUCCUAACACAACUGAAAACAAUGAAGUACCCUUAAUUGUAACAGAGGAGAAUAGUCCUCCACAACCCGGACCGACCAUGCCUAUUUCACAUGUUAUUAAAGGAUUAAUUAAAUUCUUAUCACAAGAUAAUUCUCAACCUCUUUGGAACUAUGAAGACAUUACAGCGAAAGUUUGGGCUGUUAAAUCAGCUGAACAGUUAUCGUGCUUUUUGAAACAUAUGGUAAAAGUUUUCGCUGAUAGUUAUCCACAUGCAAGAAUUGCUGAACGUUGGGCUCAAACUGCCCUACAACUAGGUUUAAGUUGCUCAUCCAGACAUUAUGCAGGCAGAUGUUUACAAAUCUUUCGUGCCCUAAAUGUUCCUAUUAAUUCUCGAAUGUUAUCAGAUAUUUUAUCACGUUUAGUGGAAACUGUUGCUGAGCAAGGUGAAGAUAUGCAAGGAUAUGUAACAGAAUUGUUGUUAACACUAGAAGCGGCAGUUGACAGUUUAGAUUCAGAUUUUAGACCAUUAGACGUUAUGAAAGAUAUCUUCAAAAGCACGCCAAAUCUGAACAAUAAAGAUGGACAAGGCUCGGUUUUACCAGGUAAAAAAUCACCGUCUGGUGCUGCACCGCAAUCUCCUAGUUUUGCUAUUCCAAGUCAUGCAAGAAGCACAAGUUAUUCAGUUUCUUAUUGUACCAGAAAAUCAACAAAUUCACCUUGCGAUAAGCAAGUUGAUCUUCGUAAUCGAGCAUCAGCUACCGUAUUAGAAAUAGAACGUAAUGGUAUUCAAUUUCGUUCUGCUUUAUCUCGUUCAAGGAGUGCACAAAGUCUUAAAAUGCUAGGUGACACUGCAACACAAGACGACAAAAUGACAAUUUUAGCUCAAUUAUUUUGGUUGGCUGUAUCGCUUCUUGAGAGUGAUUACGAACAUGAAUUUUUAUUAGCGCUAAGGCUAUUAGGGAGAGUGUUACAUCGUUUACCAUUAGAUAGACCAGAUGCUCGAGAUAAAGUCGAAAAGCUUCAACAACAAUUGAAAUGGGCUGGUUAUCCGGGUGUACACGCACUAUUACUAAAAGGAUGUACACAUUCGAGUACCUAUGAGCAAACAAUAACUUUACUAUCACAAUUGUCACCAUUAUCUAGUCUUCCAGUGUGUGAUCCAACACAAAGUUGUGCAUUUCCUAUGAAUGUAAUCGCAUUGCUACCAUAUAUGCUUUUACAUUAUGAAGAUGCAAAUGAAGUUUGUAUACGAAGUGCUGAAAAUAUUGCACAAGUUUCAUCAGAAUUAGGUGCUAAAUUAGAAAAUUUAGGUACAGUAAUGACAUUGUAUAGCCGAAAAACAUUUAGUAAAGAAUCGUUUCAAUGGACAAAAUGUGUAGUAAAAUACUUAUAUGAUACAUAUGCACAUAUGGGAUUGCAUAUGUUAGCAUUUUUGAUUGAAAUACUUGAAAAAGGACCACAACAAAUUCAAAUUCCAGUAUUAAAUGUCAUACAUUGUAUGCUACAUUAUGUUGAUUUAUCAUCCCCACAAGCACAGACAAUUAAUAGUGAUCUUUUACGAGUUAUAGGCAAAUAUUUAGAGGCACCACAAUAUAAGGAAGCAUUAAAAAUAUUAAAAUUAGUUGUAACACGAAGUUCUAGCUUACAAGUUGUACCACCAUCAGAAAUGUGCAGUAGUAGUGGUUUUUCAUUUAGUUUUUAUGGUAGUUAUUCUGAUUCAGAAGUAUUUUGUAAAAAAGAAUUAGCUGGUAGAACAAUGGAGUUUACAUUUGAUGUAUCGCAAACACCAUUAAUUGGACGAAGAAUUCUACUUAAAAAUGAAAAUGAUUUAACAUCAUCUUCACCAGUAAAUACUGCUUCAACUACAAUAACUAAUUCUAGUUUAGGAUCAACAGUAUCAACAACUAAUACAUUAAUAUCAGGGAAUGUACAACAAUCUUUAAUAUCAAAUUCUGCAAUUACAAAUCAAAACCGUAAUAAUGUUAAUAUGAUAUCAUCAUCAUCCUCUGCAGUAUCAAAUUCACAACAACAUCAGCAACAAUUACAAAACAAUAAUAACAUUAAUAGUAAUGGUAUUAAUAGUCAACAACUUCAACAACAACAACAGCAUUCAGGUACACCAAAUUCACCAAGACGAAGUGCAAGUUUAUCACCUGCUGAUACAGUUCCAUUAAGUGGAUGGAAACGUCCUUGGAUGUGUCAAAGCCGUGUUCGUGAAUGUUUAGUUAAUUUAUUAACGACAUGUGGACAAAGAGUUGGAUUACCAAAGAGCCCAUCUACAUUUAGCACAUCGUUUCUUUCUGGAUCUACUAACCAAUCAUAUCGGCAAUCUGUAAUAUUCAGUCAAUCCUCUGAUUUAUUGGAAAGACAAUCAUCGGCUGCUUCAAGUACAGAAGAAACUUCUGGUCCACAAGGUGAUUUAAGCGGUGGUUCAAGACGUGAUGAUGGUCAGCCUGAUUUUGGUGUAUUCAAAGAUUUUGAUUUCUUAGAAUAUGAAAGUGAAAGUAUUGAAGGCGAAUCUACCGAUAACUUUAAUUGGGGUGUACGUCGACGUCCAUUAUCUGAGGGUGGUGAUAGUGAACCAGUUACUGGUUCAAAAGGUGGACAUUCAACUCAUGAAGAAAGUUUAAGCGAAAAGACUCCAAUAUUACGUAAAAGAAAACGUCAUACCGCUGAUGAUUCUUCUGAUGAAGAAGUCGAAUCUGAAUCUCCAAUUGAUGAAGAUCACCAUCGUCAACCAUUUUUAAAAUCAACUUUUAUAGUUGGUCCACCAACAUCAUUAAGUUUACGUGAAAGACCACGCCGAGAUUCAGUCUCAAGAAGCGAUACAAGUGGUUCAAGUGCCGGAGAUCUAGGUGAUAUUACACCAUGUAACGCAUCACCUCACUUACAAGGCUUAAUAUCAUUUCGUGCACCAAUUCGUGAUGAAGGCGAAGAAAAUUGGAGAAAACAAUUACAAACGCUCUUAAUUAAUCAACCAUCUGCACAUGCCGUCGAAUUGUUACAAAAUUUAUUUAAAUUAAUACGAGAGCUAACAAGUAAAUCUGUAUCAAUAGCAAAAGAUUCACGUAAAUAUUUUACUGGUAUGGGAGCACCAUUGGGUAAUCGAAUAUCAAUUUUGUCUGAAUUAUUAACAUCAAAAUCUGAACCACCACGUAUAUGGUGUAAUCAAUCAUAUCCAACAACACCCAGACUAUUCGAAGCAUUGAAAUUUAAUGUACUUGAAAUACAAGAGCAUUUGGAAACAUUUUUCUAUCGCAAAGAUCACGCCUUAGAGUGUUUAGACUCUGUAAAAACAUCAUGUAAAUUGGCUUUAUUCAGCGAUGUGGAUCCAAGCAAUGCCGUCGAAAGUGUAUCUGGUUCUGGUAAUAGUUUUAUGACAUUUGAUCCAGCUACAACAGAACUUUUAUUAGAUUUAGGACGUUCUUUAUACAAAUUAAUGUUUCAACUUUUAUUAUUGAUUGAAUCACACCAUAAAAUUUCUUUAAGUGUUGUCAACAAUUUCAGACAAAAUGAAAAGAUGCAAGAUAUGUCAGAAUUGUAUAUGUUGGUAAGGGGAGCACUAUUACGUUGUAUAGAUGAUGCUGAAUUAGAAUCACUUGAUACAUCGACAUCAACAGAGGGUGAACAUACCCCGAUUCCCUCUCCAGGAUUACCAAUGAGUAAUUCAGAAUUUGAAACAUCGCUAAACGAAUUGAUAGAUGGACAAAAAUGGUCAUUGGCUAUAAAGCAUGUAAGACAGUUUAAAAGAAUUUCUCAGUUAACUGCUUCAAACCCAAAUAUAAAUAUUCUAACUGCUGGUAAUUUUGACAAUCGUGUAGCUGAUGAACUCUCGAUAAUAUUAAACAUAUAUUCACAUAAAAUUAUUAACGAUAGGAAUGAUACUUUUAUAUUCUCAAAGACUGAACCUGAAUUAUCAGAAGUCUAUUCAAUAUUAUCAGAAAAUUUAUAUCACGUUUCAAGUGCACUAUCUUCAAUGGAAUCAAAUAUGAAAAGUUAUUCAAAUACUUCAGUAAAUUCAAGCAAGGAAGGAAAUGAUACUAUAACGAAUCUAUGAAAACGACGGACACAAAGGGAUGACUUCAUAGAAAAUUGUUAUAUAAGAUUUAAAUAAAGAAUGUUGUUGUGUUAGAUAUGAUUGUUUUAAAUAAAAAUGUAUUUAUAAAUAUUAAAUAUUAAAAUUAAAAGAAAAAUAGUUUAAUUAGUAAUAAUUUUAAGAAAAAAAAGAAUCUGAAAAACAAAGAUUUUAAAUAUCAUUAUCAAUCUUUUAUAUAUUGAAUAAGUCAAUGUUUUUAUUUAUUUCAAACAAAUUAUAUAAAUAAAUAAUUAAAAAAUUUG